CUAUAGAGAAUGAUGAGAUUAUUGCACAUGCUCUUCAAGAAGAAUUUUCACAACUUGCUGUUGCAGAAGCAACUGGACCUUCGCAUGCAGAUGAAGAACAUUUGCAAGCAUCUGUUCUGGCACAAGAUUGGUUUGGUCCAUCAAUGAGAAACUAUAGUUCAGGGAAUGAAGAUGGUCAGGAAGAGGCAGAUGAGAUGGAACCCUCCAGUUCAUGUUCAAGUCCUGGGGAAUACUCAUAUGAAGGGGAGGAUUGGUCAUUAGAGCUCACAGAUGACUUUUCUGACAUAGAUGGUGAAGUAGGCAAGAGGUUGAAUCAGAUGGUUCCCAUUCCUCAUAUACCGAGAAUCAAUGGAGAAAUUCCUUCUGUUGAUGAAGCUACUUCAGAUCAUCAAAGGCUUAUAGACAGGUUGCAACUGUAUGAUUUGGUUGAGCUAAAGGUUCAAGGAGAUGGUAACUGUCAGUUUCGAGCUCUGUCUGAUCAAUUUUACCGUACCCCUGAACACCACAAGUUUGUGAGGCAGCAAGUUGUUAAUCAGCUGAAGUCUCACCCUGAGAUCUACGAGGGAUAUGUUCCCAUGGCAUAUGGUGACUAUUUGAAAAAGCUUUCUAAGAGUGGGGAAUGGGGUGAUCAUGUCACGUUACAGGCUGCUGCAGAUUCAUACGGCGUUAAAAUUUUUGUUAUAACAUCAUUCAAGGAUACCUGCUAUAUUGAGAUUCUGCCAAAUGUGCAGAAAUCUAAACGAGUAAUAUUCUUGAGCUUUUGGGCUGAGGUGCACUACAAUUCCAUUUAUCCUGAAGGGGAUCUACCAACAUCGGAAACCAAGAAGAAGAAAAGGUGGUGGCACUUUGGAAACAAGCAUUAGGAGUGCGAGUCUGCCUUCACUUACAUCUCUUGUUUCUAGAGAGAUUCUCAGAGCAAGCUAUUUCCGUCUUGAGUGAUGUAGCGGGUGAAGCACAUUGCAAGAUAGGGCAUGAUCCCUGCGCUAUCCACCCUUUUGAUUCACAUUUGCAUGUACAUUCCCUGUGGGUUGUGGUCUGGACAUUCCUUUUUCUUAUCCAAUAUUUCUUUGCUAUAUUUAUCUAUAUAAUACCAGAUAAAAAUGCUUGUUCUUUUUGUU
Molecule: messenger RNA, 1118 nt
Organism: Elaeis guineensis (African oil palm)
Lineage: Eukaryota; Viridiplantae; Streptophyta; Magnoliopsida; Arecales; Arecaceae
Product: OVARIAN TUMOR DOMAIN-containing deubiquitinating enzyme 12
Biological process (GO): protein deubiquitination
Molecular function (GO): cysteine-type deubiquitinase activity
Source: RefSeq, a predicted model, not a curated record